UGGAGCCCUCAGAGCCAUGUACUAAUGAUUCAGCCCCUAAGCUAUGUAUCAUAUGGAACUCUCUCACUGGACUGAGGCAAUUGUUGUGCUUGUUGGCAGCCAUGUAACAUACCCCCGGGAGGCCUGUGUUUGUGUGAGAAUGUGUAUGUGCGUCUUUUUGUGAAGGGGAGAGAGAGGGAGUGUGUGUUUAUGAAUGCGUGCUGUGUGUCUCCUCUCCUGUUCCACUGCUCCUCAACCCCUGUAGCUGAAGAAGGUCUGUAUCCCUCUGCUGCCACAGAUUGCCUAAUUAGAUUAAGCAAGAGGCUUUCCUGAGAUAAUCAGUUAGCGAGCGUUUUCCUCUAAUGAAGCCUGCACCGCACUGUGCGCAGGCCGUGCGCUGAAGGUCAAAUCUUUUUCUACAGGGAAGAACUUUGUUCACAACCCUAUAAACAGAACAUCUCGGGGCUCCCUCUGUUCCAGUGCCCGAGGGGGACGACAGGGUCUUUGGAUUAUUUUGUGAUUCCUAAGGGGGAUGCCAGGCUUUUCUGGAGUAACCGGAGGGUUACUGCUGCUGUCCCUGUGGAUUAAACGUGCGUAGCUACCAGUGUUUGCCUCCUGUUGCGGUGAGAUAGGCAAUGAGGAUAUUUGUAUAUUGUCCUUUUUAGGGUGAACCUUCUAGGUCUUCAAUUAAGCUCCUGUCUCAAGAUGGCCAAGUAAAGACUUGAAGAUCUAAAAGAAAUGGAUGCCUAUUUGCUCAAGUUCCUGGCGUCUCUCUGUAUAUGCCCCUGAGGAGCUGCAGAGGUUUAUGGGAAAUCAGGGACACUGCCACUGAGGAUUUUGUUGGCCUUAGGGGAGGCCUCUUUUCCACCGCUGUGUGGUGUGCCACAGUGAGACCAUGGCCAAAAACUCACAUCGGGGGUCAAAGCACGCCAAGGCGGCAGAGGCCAAUCAUGACACUGACUUUAGCUGCUCGCUCACAGAGCUGCGCUCUCUCAUGGAACUCAGAGGGCCAGAGGGGUUACAAAGGAUCCAGGAGACGUAUGGAGAUGUUCCCGGACUCUGCACCAGAUUGAAAACCUCCCCUGUUGAUGGGUUAACUGGAAACUCAGAGGAUAUCAAUACAAGAAUAGAGGAAUUUGGGAAGAACGUCAUACCUCCAAAAAAGCCAAAAACCUUUCUGCAGUUAGUAUGGGAAGCAUUGCAAGAUGUGACUCUAAUUAUUUUAGAAGUGGCAGCCAUAAUUUCACUAUGCCUUUCUUUCUAUCGACCUCCUGGCGCAGAAAGAGAAAAUUGUGGGAGGGCGGCUGGAGGGGUUGAGGACGAGGGUGAAGCAGACGCAGGCUGGAUCGAGGGUGCUGCCAUCCUCCUGUCCGUCUGUGUGGUGGUGCUGGUGACUGCCUUCAACGACUGGAGCAAAGAGAAGCAGUUCCGUGGCCUCCAGAACCGCAUUGAACAGGAGCAGAGGUUCACUGUGGUCCGUGGAGGCCAGGUCAUCCAGAUCCUUGUGUCUGACAUUGUGGUUGGCGAUGUAGCACAAGUCAAAUAUGGUGACCUCCUUCCUGCGGAUGGCGUGUUAAUCCAGGGCAAUGAUCUGAAAAUUGAUGAAAGCUCCCUUACCGGAGAAUCAGACCAUGUGAAGAAGACACUAGAUAAAGACCCCAUGAUGCUGUCAGGCACCCAUGUCAUGGAGGGCUCAGGAAAAAUGCUUGUGACAGCUGUGGGUGUCAACUCCCAAACAGGCAUCAUUUUCACUUUGCUUGGGGCAGAAGAUGACGAUGACGAUGAUGACAGUGAGGAGAAGGAGAGGAAAAAGAAAGAGAAAGAGGAGAAAAAGAAAGAAAAGGAGAGGAAGAUGAAAGAGAAGAGGGAUAAGAAAAGUAAGGAUGGUGUUGAGAUGCAGCCUCUCAACAAUGAAGAUGGAACAGAAGGAGAGGAGAAAAAGAAAACCAACCUAUCAAAGAAGGAAAAAUCUGUGCUACAAGGGAAACUAACCAAAUUAGCUGUCCAAAUCGGCAAAGCAGGCCUUUUGAUGUCAGGCGUCACCGUCAUAAUCCUCAUCACGCUGUUCAUGGUGGACACGUUCUGGAUCCAGGGCCUGCCUUGGAUCAAAGAGUGCACUCCCGUCUACAUUCAGUUCUGUGUCAAGUUCUUCAUCAUCGGCGUCACCGUGCUCGUGGUUGCCGUGCCUGAGGGACUUCCGCUCGCUGUCACCAUCUCACUGGCCUAUUCUGUCAAAAAAAUGAUGAAGGAUAACAAUCUUGUGAGACAUUUGGAUGCCUGUGAAACUAUGGGCAAUGCUACGGCUAUAUGCUCGGACAAGACCGGAACAUUGACCAUGAAUCGGAUGACUGUGGUGCAGAUUGAUAUUGCAGGCAGGCAUUACAAAAAGGUGCCUGAGCCAGAUCUUAUUCCUGGCUCAAUCAUGGACCUACUCAUCACUGGCAUCGGCAUAAACUGUGCAUAUACCACCAAAAUUAUGUCUCCAGAGAAAGAUGGCGGAUUACCGCGUCAAGUGGGGAACAAGACAGAAUGUGCCUUGCUGGGGCUCGUCAUGGACUUGCGACGAGACUACCAACCCAUCCGUAACGAGUAUCCCGAGGAAAAGCUGUACAAAGUCUACACCUUCAACUCCGUCCGGAAGUCCAUGAGCACCGUUAUUAAGAGAUAUGAUGGCGGGUACCGCAUGUACAGCAAGGGAGCGUCGGAAAUCCUUCUGAAAAAGUGCUGCAGAGUCCUGACAGACGCAGGUGAGCCCAAGACGUUCAAGCCCAGGGACAGAGAUGACAUGGUGAAGUCAGUAAUUGAGCCCAUGGCUUCGGAAGGCCUGCGGACCAUCUGUCUGGCUUACAGGGACUUCGCUGCCUCUGAGGGAGAACCCGACUGGGACAAUGAGACAGACAUCCUCACAGCCCUCACCUGCAUCUGUGUGGUGGGCAUUGAGGACCCCGUGAGACCAGAGGUCCCUGAUGCCAUUAAGAGGUGUCAGCGUGCAGGUAUCACCGUGCGCAUGGUGACAGGGGACAACAUCAACACAGCACGAGCCAUUGCCACCAAGUGUGGCAUCCUUAAUCCAGGCGACGACUUCCUGUGCAUUGAGGGCAAAGAGUUUAACAGGCGGAUACGGAAUGAACUGGGGGAGAUUGAGCAGGAGCGCCUUGAUAAAGUAUGGCCGAAACUACGGGUAUUGGCUAGAUCCUCACCAACAGAUAAACAUACUCUGGUUAAGGGUAUAAUUGAUAGCACAGUUUUAGAGCAAAGGCAAGUUGUGGCUGUAACAGGAGAUGGAACCAAUGAUGGGCCUGCACUGAAGAAAGCUGAUGUUGGAUUUGCAAUGGGUAUUGCUGGGACAGAUGUGGCCAAAGAGGCCUCGGACAUCAUCUUGACAGAUGACAACUUCUCCAGUAUUGUCAAGGCUGUGAUGUGGGGGAGGAACGUCUAUGACAGCAUCUCCAAAUUCCUGCAGUUCCAGCUGACAGUCAACGUGGUGGCCGUAAUAGUAGCCUUCACAGGAGCCUGCAUCACACAAGAUUCUCCACUGAAAGCAGUGCAGAUGCUGUGGGUCAACCUCAUCAUGGACACCUUCGCUUCUCUGGCUUUGGCCACGGAACCACCCACGGAAUCCCUGCUCCUGCGGAAGCCCUACGGCCGGAACAAGCCCCUCAUCUCCCGCACCAUGAUGAAGAACAUCCUGGGCCAUGCUGUUUACCAGCUCACCAUCAUCUUCACCCUGCUGUUUGCUGGUGAGAAGAUCUUUAACAUUGACAGCGGCCGGAACGCUCCUCUGCACGCUCCCCCCUCAGAACACUACACCAUCGUCUUCAACACCUUCGUCAUGAUGCAGCUCUUUAAUGAGAUAAAUGCCCGCAAGAUCCAUGGUGAACGCAAUGUCUUUGAAGGAAUUUUCAACAACUACAUCUUUUGUUCAAUUGUCUUUGGCACCUUUAUCAUCCAGAUUGUGAUUGUGCAGUUUGGGGGGAAACCUUUCAGCUGUGUGAGUCUGAGCAUGGACCAGUGGCUAUGGUGUGUCUUCCUAGGCUUUGGUUGCCUCCUCUGGGGUCAGGUCGUUACCACAAUUCCCACGAGUCGGUUGAAGUUUCUCAAGACGGCUGGCCAUGGUACACAGAAGGACGAUAUUCCUGAGGAGGAGAUGGAAGAGUUUGACGACCUGGAUGAGAUUGACCAUGCUGAGAUGGAAAUGCGACAUGGUCAAGUGUUGUGGUGCAGAGGCCUGAACAGGAUCCAGACACAGAUCCGUGUGGUCAAUGCAUUCCGUUCGGAAAAUAUGUCUCCUUAUGAGGGUCUGGAGACCCCUGAAUCCCGGAACUCCAUCCACAACUUCAUGAACCACCCCGACUUCCGCAUCGGGGACUCAGAGCCUCAGAUCCCGCUGAUCGACGACAUCAACCUCGAGGAGGACACCGCCCCAACCAAGCGCAACACUGUGCCUCCCCUGCCUAAGCUCCCCACCUCGCCCAAUCAGAACAAUAACGCCACAGAGCGGUUACCGCACCUCAUCCCCCAGACACCUGGCAGCCCCUUGCACAGCCUCGAGACUUCACUCUGAGCCAGGAAGAGACCCACACAGAAAGCCUCUCCCCAAACCCCCCUGCAUUCCAGAAGAGGACAUCAUGGGAACAUUCUAGAGGCUAUGUUUGAUUUCUGCACCAAGCACAUAGUUUACACUGAACCCUCUUUCUGUGUUUGUAUCAACAGUCGUGAUAAUUGUUUUUUCACAGUUUUCCUUCACAAUGCUUUCCAUUGAUCUCACAAAUACCCCAGGAUUAUUAAUGUUUAGAAAAGUCUAUUGUCCUCUCAGUUUGGAUUUCAGUGGACUGAGUCAGACUUUGAGGGAAAGUGUGAAAAAGUGUAUUCAAUAUCAGAUUUUUAUACAGUACAUGCAGCAUAUAGUGAACAAAGGUUUACCAAAUAUGCUUGAAAAAAACACAUGUAAUAGAAAAACAAAACAGUGUGCUAACAAAAGUCAGAGUGAUUUACAGAAUUGAACACAUUCCAUGAAAAUGAUAAAUUGUUGAGUGCAGAAAAAUCAUGCCCUUUGUAUAGUUCUUAAAAUGGGGUUUGAUUUUCUUUUGACUGUUCAUUGUUCAUCAUAUUACAAGUUUGUUUACAAGAAUAUAGAUAUUUUUUCAUUUUUGGUGUAACAUGAUGUACAAAUAUGGUGUAAAGUGAAAAUUAGGUCAGUAUUUUAGAAAGGGAUGUAUUUUAGGGAAAACGAUAUCUGCACUACUUACUGCCUAUAAGAUGUAUUUGAUAUUUAUUUUAUAGAUUUAUACAGUAGUACCAGUACAGUAGUGGUGACCAGUAAUGGUGUGGUCUGUUCAAAUAUAGCUGGAAAAAGUGUUAGUGCCCUUUCUCUAAACAACAAGUUUAUUUUAGUAGACAACUUCAUAAAGUGAAGGAAUUGCUUAAUUGAGUCAAAUUAAACAUCCUGAGAAAAACGACCAAUUCAAAGCUCUGCGUUAUGAUUUAAAUAGCAAAAUAAUAGCAAAAAAACUCAGAAAUCCGUGAAAACUGGGAGAGAGGAGCAAUAUUUGACAUAAGUAAUGAGUUUACAUUACAACAUAAGUAAUGUUUCUUUCAUGACCCUCAAACUAGUGAGUUGAUUAAAUCUGGUUUAUUCUUGUAUAAAAGACAAAAUUACUAUGCUUCUGUACUCCGCUAACUUUAGAAAUACAAACACGGCUCAAAUACAUGAUCAGCCGAUUCAGCACAGGGUAUUUGACACCUUUUGGAUGGCCUCUACACAGACAAAUGUGUAAAAUGCUUUGUAUUUUUUAAGAAACACCAACAAUAUUCAUCUUUCUAUUCGUAAGCAGGGCAAGUCUCUGUGAGACAGUUGUGCAUCACAGCUCUCAGCAUCGAAACAUUAGUUCAAUUGUAUCCAGGCUAAAUUUCAGAGGGCUUUUUGUGCAAGCCUGAUGUACAACAAAAUGGUAAUUUUGUGUGAUAUAUUCUUGAGGGGAAAGGUCUCAGAAGGUACAAAAAGACAGGGAAUGACAACAUCCAUUGGUCAUUUUUUGUUUCGUUCUCUGUAGUUUCAUUUCUGUUCAAGAAAUGACUGUUUAUCCAUCUGUUCAUGGAUUCAUAUUUUUUAUCUUAAUAUUUGGUAAGGAAGUAGGCCUAAUUCAUGUCUGUUUCUUGAGCAAUGGAAAUGGUUUUGUGAUUCAAUUUACAGUUGGAAGUUGUUCAGUUAUGUGUAUGUUUGUUUUUUGGAAAUAAAAGAUUAAUAUUUAGCUCA
Molecule: messenger RNA, 6235 nt
Organism: Clupea harengus (Atlantic herring)
Lineage: Eukaryota; Metazoa; Chordata; Actinopteri; Clupeiformes; Clupeidae
Gene: atp2b1b
Product: ATPase plasma membrane Ca2+ transporting 1b
Exons: 20
Coding region: 875-4543 (1222 amino acids)
Biological process (GO): calcium ion transmembrane transport; regulation of cytosolic calcium ion concentration
Cellular component (GO): intracellular membrane-bounded organelle; plasma membrane
Molecular function (GO): PDZ domain binding; ATP binding; ATP hydrolysis activity
Source: RefSeq, a predicted model, not a curated record